GAACCCUUUGUCAACAACCUGGACCGUAUCUUGGACCACUCUAUUCUGCACUGCAGAAUGCCUACUACUACUGCCCCACCUCACCUCGCGACGGCACUGCAAAUAUGGGACCGUCUGCAGGAAAUCAAGAAGAACAGGGAUAUCCAGUUGGACGGCAACAGCUUGGAUAUUGCCGCCGUCGUGGCCACUGCCUACUAUGGCUGCAUUCCCCGGCUGUCUGAUGAUCCGAGGGUGGUCCAACGUAUCACCGAAAGUGUCAAUGUGCUGAUGGACCAUCUGGAUCUCGGAUAUUGCGUUUACGUAGGCGUCAAUACGGGCUUCGGUGGCAGCGCAGACUCGCGGACAGAUCAAGCGACGUCCCUACAGGCUGCUCUACUGCAAUUGACACAGGCGGGAGUUUUGGUCGCCGCGGACAAGGAGCCCGAACGCACGGAUGACCUCUCCCCUGGACCCCACUCAAUGCCCGCUGCCUGGGUGCGUGGUUCCAUCGUUACGCGGGUCAACAGCAAUGCCCGUGGACACUCGGCCGUGACUGUUCACGUGCUAGACGGUCUUCUUCAGCUGCUUCGGCAUCGAAUCACCCCCAUUGUUCCGCUGCGUGGCUCGGUGUCCGCCUCCGGUGAUCUGAUACCCCUUUCCUACAUGGCCGGUACGGUCGAAGGUAGCCCGGAUAUCUACGUUCAGGUCGAGGGCCCAGGAGGGCCGCGCAUUAUGACGGCGAAAGAUGCCCUUGCGGCGGCGGGCAUUGAGCCCCGCACGAUGGGCCCCAAAGAGGGCUUGGGUCUGAUCAACGGAACCGCCGUCUCGGCCGCCGUGGCCUCGCUCGCCCUCCACGAGACGCACCAGCUUGCCCUUCUAGUCCAGGCACUGUCAGCCAUGGGACUCGAGGCUCUCACGGGGACUGCCGAACCCUUCCAUCCCUUCGUCUCGGCUACGCGGCCCCACGACGGUCAGAUCGAAUGCGCCGCCAAUGUGCUCGCCCUGUUGCAGGGCAGCCAGCUGGCCGUGGGUAUCAACAACCGACCGGACCGCACCCGCACCGGCCUUAUCCAGGAUCGCUACGCAUGGCGCAGCGUACCCCAAUGGGUCGGGCCCCAGCUGGAGGACCUGAUGCUGGCCCACCGGCAGGUCAGCACGGAGCUGAACUCAUCGAGCGACAACCCUCUCAUCGACACGAUCAACGGGGACAUCUACUCUGGCGCCAACUUCCAAGCCGCAUCAAUCACAUCUGCGAUGGAAAAGACGCGGACGGCCUUGCAAAUGCUAGGCAGGCUGGUAUUUGCGCAGGCAACGGAGCUCGUCGACCCGAACUACAACAACGGGCUCCCGACCAACCUCGCCGCUGACGACCCGUGUCUGAGCUUCACCAUGAAGGGCGUCGACAUCUCCAUGGCUGCUUACAUGGCGGAGCUGGCGUAUGUGUCACACCCGGUGAGCGCACACACCCAGACGGCCGAGAUGCGCAACCAAGCCAUCAACUCCCUGGCGCUGGUGUCUGCGCGGUAUACCAUGCAUGCCGUCGAGCUGGCAUCACUGCUCUGCGCUGCCCAUUUAUAUAUCAUAUGCCAGGCGCUGGACCUGCGCGCGCUGCACCAGCAAUUUUUAGCGAUAGUGACGGAAAAGGUCGCGGCCGUCACGCGGGAGACCAUCAUCGACUGCACCGCGACCACCGAUGAAGAAGCGUCGUCUGUCUCCGCCGCCAUCUGCGCGACUCUGGCCAGUGCGUGGGCGAACACAACGCGGUGCGACCUAUCCGAGCGGUGCGCGCAGACAGCCCAGGCAGCCGUGCCUGUCUUAUGCACAGCCGGGGCGUGCACCUCAACGCUGCGAGUAGCGGACGUGAACGCGUGGCAGGGGCGGGUAGCGACCACACUCCACGAGACAUUCAACACAGUCAAAGGUGACUUCCUGAGAGCCCCACACACGGAGUCUCUCCUGGGAGUGGGCGCGCGCGCCUUGUACCGCGCUGUGCGGAUUGAUCUGGGCGUGCCGUUUCAUCAGGGGUUUGUGGAGCAUCCGACGGCUGAUAGUACUGAGUUGGAUGGACGGGCAAAAAGGACGGUUGGAUCGUGGGUGUCUGUUAUUUAUGAGAGUUUGCGGAGGGGCGAGCUGCAGGGGAGGCUGAUGGAGGUUUUGGGCAGUCUUUGA
Aspergillus campestris IBT 28561 is the source of this 2148-nucleotide messenger RNA. RefSeq names its product aromatic amino acid ammonia-lyase. Gene Ontology annotation, cellular component: cytoplasm. Gene Ontology annotation, biological process: L-phenylalanine catabolic process. Gene Ontology annotation, molecular function: ammonia-lyase activity. The transcript is spliced from 3 exons. Bases 58 to 2148 code for a protein of 696 amino acids. The record is from RefSeq and is a predicted model, not a curated record. NCBI's taxonomy places the organism in Eukaryota, Fungi, Ascomycota, Eurotiomycetes, Eurotiales, Aspergillaceae.